This is a messenger RNA of Panonychus citri (citrus red mite), 1897 nucleotides long. It is a transcript of the gene Dtwd2, whose product is annotated as tRNA-uridine aminocarboxypropyltransferase 2-like. NCBI's taxonomy places the organism in Eukaryota, Metazoa, Arthropoda, Arachnida, Trombidiformes, Tetranychidae. The transcript is spliced from 4 exons. The coding region runs from base 923 to 1690 and encodes 255 amino acids. The record is from RefSeq and is a predicted model, not a curated record.
UAACUAAUUGUCCGCUUUUCCGAUGAUCGCCCAAUUAAUUGUUAUACUAACAGAAAAAAACAAUCCCAUUGAUUGACUUUAAUUCCCACAGGUUAUUUACCAUUUAACCUCUCGGAAGUAAUUAACAAACAAUUAAUUAUUCUGGUUAAUUUCCACACUUAAUUGUUAAGUCCAACUAAUCCAAUGUACAAUCAACCAUUGAAAAAAAAACAAGCCAACAUCCAGUUGAAGAAAAUUAAUUUAAUCAGAAAAAAAGAAUAGAAAACUUUGAAACCAAUUAAAUGGAAUCAGUUGGAAACUAAAUUGCGAAAAAUUUAAUUGUCAAUCACAAUUUGUGAUUCUAAUUGUUACUCACCUUACGCCCUCUUUAAUUUGUUUACUCUACUUUUCCUCGGAAAGAAAAUGAAAUGAAACCAAAACCUUAAGUCUUUUCAUUUAUUUAAUUGUUUCCAUUUAUUUUGUUUUCCAUUUUUAAUUUAAUUUAAUUACAUAGUCACUCCACUGAUUAAUCAGCAACUUAAUUAUCCAUUGAACUAAUCAAUUUAAUUCUAUAACAAGUGGUGAUACUUUUACCUGAACCAUAUCAACAUAAAUAUCUCCACGUGGGUCUGUUGAUGUUUUGUUCAAUUUGUUAAUUCGGUUCAUUGAUUUGAUUUGAUUUACAUUUUAAGUGACAAUUAUCAUCAUUGACCUUGACACUUUCACCUUUUACCUUUGAGAAAUUCGAAUGAAAAAGAAAAACAAAUGAUUAGUGUUUUCUAUCAAUUGAAGAGAUUUUAUUUCUAUACGAUCAUAUGAGAUCAUGAUGUUUGAAUGAUUUUCUCACUUAUUCUGUUGUUUGUUUGAAAGAAAAAAAUAGAUCUUCUCUUUGGGAUCCAUUUUCUUUUUCCAUUUUUACUAUAUCAUUGUUUUCAUUUCUAUCAUGUCGAGUGAAGAUGAAUUAGGUGAAGUGCUUGAUGAAUUGCUCAAUAUUCCAUCAGAACCUCAGGAAAGUCGAAAAUUAUGUGAUAAAUGUUGUAGACCAGAGAAAGUUUGUCUUUGUCCUUAUUUACCAGGUAAACCAAUACCUGUUUCGAAUAAGUUAAUUAUCCUUCAACAUCCAUCAGAGGAGAAACGAUGUCUUCGAACAGCCAAAAUUUUGGAAUUAAGUUUACCUGUUGAUAAAUUUCGCGUUAUUAAGGCUAAAAGAUUUUCCGCUCAUAAACAACCCGAAUUGGCUGAGAUUCUGAAAGAUCAUGAGAGAACAUUUCUUCUUUUCCCUGGUAAAUCAUCUCAGCCAUUGGAAACUAUUGACACACGUCAACCUUAUAACAUCGUUAUUAUCGAUGGUACUUGGGCCGAAGCUCGUUGCAUUUACCAUAAUAGUCACGACCUCAAAAAUAUGAAGAAAGUCGUACUUAAUGUUCAGAAACGAAGCAAUUAUGUUAUUCGGACUCAACCCACAGAAGAGUCUCUUUCCACUGUCGAAACGGCCGCUAUUACUCUGGCUCAUUUGGAAAACAAUCAAUCAAUUUACGAUACAUUAAUGAAGCCUUUACAAGCCUUAUGUACAUUCCAAUUAGAGCAUGGAGCUGUUCAUCACUUUUCUAAAGAAUAUCUUAUACUCAAUGGUCUUUACAAUAAGCCAAUUACUCGUAAAAUUCAAAAGAAACUUGGGAACAAACAGGAGAUCAAAUACUUUAUCCGGUGAUGGUUUUUUUCUUUCUUUUGAUUAAAUUGUUUCAUCAUCCAAUUUCAAUAUUUCUUGAUAUUAUAUAAAUAUUCUUGACUAACAAUUUAGUACCAAUUAUUUAUGAAAAUUUUCGCAUGUAACAUAAUCUCCAGUCUCUUGAUUGUAAUGGAAUCCGCAAAAUCUUGAAUCAACUAGUGGGUAAAUAAAACGUUAAGAAAUUAUCAA